CGGAGGAGUUUCCGUGGCCGCGUCCGGGCGGCCCCGAGGGCGCGGCGGGGGAGCCGCGUGGAGCCCAGAGCAGCCCGAGCCGCGGCGCCCAUGGCGGGCGGGGGAGCAGGGGAUUCCGGGGCGGCCGCAGCGGCCGCGGCGCCGGAGACCCGCGAGCACCUCUUCAAGGUGCUGGUCAUCGGCGAGCUCGGCGUGGGCAAGACCAGCAUCAUCAAGCGUUAUGUCCACCAGCUCUUCUCCCAGCACUACCGGGCCACCAUCGGCGUGGACUUCGCCCUCAAAGUCCUCAACUGGGACAGCAGGACACUGGUGCGCCUGCAGCUGUGGGACAUCGCGGGGCAGGAGCGAUUUGGCAACAUGACCCGAGUGUAUUACAAGGAAGCUGUUGGUGCUUUUGUAGUCUUUGAUAUAUCCAGAGGCUCCACUUUUGAGGCAGUCUUAAAGUGGAAAAAUGAUCUGGAUAGUAAAGUUCAUCUUCCCAGUGGCAGCCCUAUUCCUGCAGUCCUCUUAGCUAACAAGUGUGACCAGAAGAGGGAUGCUGCCCAGAGUCCUCUCCAGAUGGACCAGUUCUGCAAAGACCAUGGCUUCACUGGCUGGUUUGAAACCUCUGCCAAGGAUAACAUAAACAUAGAUGAAGCCGCCCGGUUCCUUGUGGAGAAUAUUCUCACAAACCACCAAAGCUUUUCUAGUGAAGAAAAUGAUGAGGGCAUAAUUAAACUGGAUCCGAAGAGCAUGACAGAAGCACGCAGAUCCCAGUGCUGCUGACGUGGCUUCUGGUUCUCAUGUGCCUGCCUCAGUCCUAAGCAUGUGCCCAAGAAUGUUGAUCAGUAACCCUCUGCACUGUUAAUCUCCCCACAGGUGCACAUCACAGUGCAACUCCACAGGGCACCGCUGCUCAUUUGAAAGUGGAACAGUUGGAGAAGUAUCCCUGCUAGUGGCCCUGCAGCUAAAUAGAUGACCCCCACCUAGGCUUUUGUUAUCGUUGCCAUCAUCUGCAGGAUCAUGUUUACAUCCCUUUAAACAGCUCUGUAAAUGAUUCCAAUGGUAGCUCUUAGUGUAAAUGCUCGGGGUGGUAAUAAAGCUUCCCUGUGGUGUUCCUUCCA
Marmota monax (woodchuck) is the source of this 1103-nucleotide messenger RNA. It is a transcript of the gene Rab32, whose product is annotated as RAB32, member RAS oncogene family. The transcript has 3 exons. The coding region runs from base 91 to 765 and encodes 224 amino acids. Lineage: Eukaryota; Metazoa; Chordata; Mammalia; Rodentia; Sciuridae. Gene Ontology annotation, biological process: phagosome-lysosome fusion; endosome to lysosome transport. Gene Ontology annotation, cellular component: late endosome; phagocytic vesicle; lysosome. Gene Ontology annotation, molecular function: GTPase activity; GTP binding. The record is from RefSeq and is a predicted model, not a curated record.